This is a messenger RNA of Parnassius apollo (apollo), 954 nucleotides long. The record is from the annotation of a GenBank genome assembly. Lineage: Eukaryota; Metazoa; Arthropoda; Insecta; Lepidoptera; Papilionidae.
AUGGAAGAGUUUAAGAAAAGAAACGGUAUAGUUUUCAAAGCAAUUUGUGGAGAAAGUAACGCUGUUGAUGUUAACAAAUGUAGCCAAUGGAUUGAAGACCUACCAGUUCUAUUACGCAAUUAUUCUGCUGAUGAUAUUUUUAACGCAGACGAAGCGGGUUUAUUUUAUAAGUGUCUACCCAAUAAAACUUUUACCUUAAAAGGUGAGUCUUGUCAUGGCGGGAAACUUAGUAAAGAGCGCAUUACAAUACUUCUAGGUGCUAACAUGUCAGGAACUGAAAAGUUGCCUAUCCUAUUAAUCGGAAAAUCUAAGUCUCCACGAUGUUUCAAAGGUGUAACAAAUAAAACUUUGCCGGUGAAUUACCAAAAUAAUAAAAAGGCAUGGAUGACAUGCACUAUUUUUUCUGAUUGGUUGAAGAAUAUAAACCAAGAAAUGAAAGCUCAGAAGCGAAAAAUUUUAAUGUUUGUGGACAAUUGUACUGCUCACAAUAAUAUGCGCGAGCUACGCCACAUUAAACUCGUGUAUCUGCCUGCGAAUACGACAAUAACUGUAGCUGAAAGCUUACAAGAGGAGGACGAAAAUUUAGAAACUGAUCCUGAAGAUUGGAACUUAGCCAUCAGCAACGACAAUAAUCAACAGCCAACAUUCCAAGAUUUUAUAAACGUCGAUGACGGUUUAAUAGUUUCAGGAGAACUUAAUGAAAGCGACAUUGUUCAUGCCUUCUCGUCUUCUUCAUUGGAAAAUGAAGAAGAAGACGAUGAAAUGAGCGCGGAAGUAAAUUUAGUAAAAAUUUCUAAACGCGAAGCAGUAAAAGCACUAGAAACUUUGCACAGUUAUUUUGAAAUGUCAUCAAUUGGUGACCAAAGCAUAUUUGAUAAAAAUUAUAAUAUCGAAAAACAUUUGAUGGCUGAUACUUCCAAACGACAAACUAAAAUGACAGAUUUUUAUAAUUGA